ACUUUUGCGAAUUUCUUCUGCAAUUUUCGGUGGCAAAGCCCGGCAACCUUGCCCAAUUUUCAUUGGACUUAAUUGGCCCGUUGGUUAAGGCCUUUAAAUGCCUAAAAAAAAACACAAAAAACUGAAAAGGGCCCCAGCAGUAAGUCGUGCAUAAAACCAUAAGUAAACCCUCUGAUUGGCGCCGUUGGUCGGCCUGAAACUCCCUGUGAAAAUCCUGCAACUCCUGUCAGUUGAUUGUCAAAGUCGACACAUUGCCCUAUUGCAUAAGUGAAUAUUCUGCUGAGUUUUCUGAGCAAAGAGCUGAGAUGGCAGCGAAAAGAAUCACCCAGAGCUCCGUUAACUGGGCGGCAAUCUCCGAAAGAGUCCCAGAGCACCAGCGGGUCCAGUUUCUGACCUUCAAGUCCAAGUCUGAGGGGUACCUGCGAAGGGUGUUGGCUCAACCCGAGAAACCGCCAGCGAUUAACUGGGACCUGUACAAGCAAAAGGUGCCCAUUGCUGGCAUGGUGGAUGAGUUCCAAAAGAAGUACUCCGCUCUGAGCAUUCCCUUUCCACCUGACACUGUCAGUGGACAACUGAAUGCUCAGGAAAAGGAAAUCCAGGCCGAUAUUGAAAAGUUUAAAACUGAAUCAAAUGCUCGUAUUGCACAGUACAAACAACAACUGGCUCAUAUCAAUUCCCUGCUUCCGUACGAUCAAAUGACCAUGGAAGACUUCUAUGACGCCUACCCAGACAGGGCUCUUGACCCCAUUAAUAGGCCAACCUACUGGCCCCAUAAUCCAGAAGAUCAGCCUGACUUUGAGGAGAAAAAUGCCGCCGCUGCUCCUCACUAAAGCGCCGUCACAACUGUUAGAUAAACGAAACUAGUAUGCCCUUGAAAUGAAACUGGAAUCGGCUGCCAUCGACAAUUUAGUGCUAUUGCGUAAUUUUUUCUUAUUGGAUAAAGGUUCUACAUAGGGGCGAGACGAUUGAAACACGCAAAUUUAAAAAUAUUGUCUUUAAUUUAUCAACAAAUAAAAUAAUAUAAAACGC
This is a messenger RNA of Dendroctonus ponderosae (mountain pine beetle), 1029 nucleotides long. RefSeq names its product ATP synthase subunit d, mitochondrial (gene ATPsynD). The coding region runs from base 306 to 830 and encodes 174 amino acids. The record is from RefSeq and is a predicted model, not a curated record. Gene Ontology annotation, molecular function: proton transmembrane transporter activity. Gene Ontology annotation, biological process: proton motive force-driven ATP synthesis. Lineage: Eukaryota; Metazoa; Arthropoda; Insecta; Coleoptera; Curculionidae. The transcript is spliced from 3 exons.